AUGACCCCCCGGCUGCGGCGCGCGGUGCUGUGCAGCCUGGCCGCCGUAGCGGUGCUGUCCGCCGUUCCCGUCGCCCUCGCGUCACGGAAACUGCGUGACCGCAGGUACGGGCUGCAACCGCUGGACCCGCUGCGGCUGACGGAGGUGCUGCUGGAGCAGGGCCGCGGGCUCAGCCUCGCUCUCCGAGACCUCGACGUCAUCGGCCUGCACGCCACCGACAUCAGCAGCGUACGAUUGGAGAUACCAACGCACACUAUGAAAAUCAACCUGUCUGUACCACAUGUUGAAAUUGUGGGAAACUAUGAGAUCCAGGGGAAGGUAUUGGUGGUACCGAUUACGGGAAAAGGGAAAGCAAAUAUCACUCUUGACGGUGUGCACGCGUCUUACACGUUCAAACACGACCUAUUCAGGAAGUCUGACGGCAAGCAGUACAUCAGAGGCAAUGAGCACACGUUAAGGGUGACUGCAGCUAAGGGUGGUGCACACUUCGAAAACCUCUUCAACGGCGACAAGAAACUAGGAGAUUCUGUCAACAAAUUCAUCAAUGAAAACUGGAGAGAUGUGAUGCAAGAAAUCCGUGCUCCCAUUGAGGAGACAAUCAUACAAGUUGUGAAGAGAAUCCUAACCAGCUUUGCCAAUGUCAUACCCUAUGAUGAAAUCCUGCUCCCAAAAUAA
Messenger RNA from Schistocerca piceifrons (Central American locust), 675 nucleotides. RefSeq names its product protein takeout-like. Bases 1 to 675 code for a protein of 224 amino acids. The record is from RefSeq and is a predicted model, not a curated record. Lineage: Eukaryota; Metazoa; Arthropoda; Insecta; Orthoptera; Acrididae. The transcript is spliced from 5 exons.